This is a messenger RNA of Salmo salar (Atlantic salmon), 5764 nucleotides long. RefSeq lists its product as uncharacterized. Gene Ontology annotation, molecular function: protein kinase activity; ATP binding. Gene Ontology annotation, biological process: protein phosphorylation. The record is from RefSeq and is a predicted model, not a curated record. Lineage: Eukaryota; Metazoa; Chordata; Actinopteri; Salmoniformes; Salmonidae.
CAUUGAUGAAAACAAUUACAUGAAAAUACACCAGAAUAGAAUAGAGGACGUGAAAUUGUAAUAUGAGGUUUGCAAGACCUAGUAACAAUAACUAAAGUCCGGGAACUUCCUAUGGAAUAUUGGGCGCGGCCAUGCUCAUGAAACAUAAUUAGCUUGCAUUACACUUGCACUAGCGCUUUAAAUCACGAAUGCGUUUUCAUAGCGAGCUGUUGCGAGGGGGAUAUGAUCGUGAACGAGCCCGCAGUCAGGCUGGCUGAUACCGUUAGUCACGUCAGGGAUCUGCAGCGAUAGAGAGAGAGAGAGAGAUGCUGAGGUGACAGGGGGAGAGAAGGAGAAAAGGGACAAUUAAAUCAAACUCAUUAUGUCACUGCUGAAUUCACAUGUCUGUAUGUAAACCUCAGCUGCAGAAUCAACGCCGCAUGCAUAACGCGCCCGCUAUGGAAUUCCACCCAAUGUCUCCACAUUCCAUCAAGACAAACACAGAGGAUUUUCUGUAACCACACCCGGCUCCUUUCGGAUCAAGGAUUGGAGCGGUCAAGGUCUCUACAGGGACCUGAUGCCCGGCCCAAUCUAAUACGGCUGGUGGUAGUUAGCAGGAGUGGUAGCAGAGGAAGAACCACAGUGAGCAGCAGUCCACCGCAGGCGGGAUGAGUGCUGCAGCGACGGACCAAGCUGACAUCCUCACUGUGCUUGUCCUGGUCAAGGAACGAUGGAAAGUGACAAAGAAAAUUGGCGGCGGUGGCUUUGGGGAGAUCUACGAGGCGUUGGACCUGCUGACCAGGGUCAGUGUUGCUCUGAAGGUGGAGUCAGCACAGCAGCCUAAACAGGUCCUCAAGAUGGAGGUGGCUGUCCUCAAGAAACUCCAGGGUAAAGACCACGUGUGUCGCUUUGUUGGAUGCGGCCGCAAUGACCGCUUCAACUAUGUGGUGAUGGAGCUUCAGGGGCGUAACCUGGCAGAGCUGAGGCGCAGUAUGACGCGGGGCACGUUUACAGUCAGCACCACCCUGAGACUGGGACGACAGACACUAGAAGCUAUAGAGAGCAUCCACUCUGUUGGCUUCCUGCACAGAGACAUCAAACCGUCCAACUUUGCCAUGGGCCGGUUCCCCAGUACCUGUAGGACCUGCUACAUGCUGGACUUUGGUCUGGCACGCCAGUUCACUAACUCCUGCCAAGAGGUCCGACCGCCUCGGCCAGUAGCAGGGUUCAGAGGCACAGUCCGCUAUGCGUCCGUCAACGCACACAAGAACAAGGAGAUGGGUCGGCAUGACGACCUGUGGUCCCUCUUCUACAUGCUGGUGGAGUUCAUGGUUGGACAGUUGCCAUGGAGAAAGAUCAAAGACAAGGAGCAUGUAGGGAAGCUGAAGGACACCUAUGACCACAGGCUCAUGCUGAAACACUUGCCUGCUGAGUUCACUGUCUUCCUGGAUCACAUCUCUAACCUGGACUACUUCACCAAACCAGACUAUCAGCUGCUGUUGUCAGUGUUUGACAACAGUAUGAAGACGUACAACGUGGUGGAGAAUGACCCGUAUGACUGGGAGAGGACUGGGUCUGAUGGUUCUCUGAGCAUCAACGCUACAGCCACCACACCACAGCACCACACACGCCUCACCCCAGCACACAUGGGCAUGGCCAAUGCAUCCCUGAUCCCUGGGGACCUGGCGAGGGAGAACACAGACGAUGUUCUGCAGGACGAGCAGCUUAGUGACAACGGGGAGAACAACCCUCUUCCAGACCGCCGCCCCGGAUCCCCCAGCAUGCCCCGGGCCAACCAGGAAGCUGACGUCUGGGAGGAGCUGGACCGUAACCGUAACCGCAUCAGGACCGCUGUGUGGAAGGCAGCAACAGAGGAGGAGCACAGCAACAACCAGGGGGGUCUCCAGAGCCCGUAUGCCAACCCCAGCCUGGGCUCCCCUGUCCGGGUACACUCUGAGAUGGUGGGGGUGUCAGGACAGGAUGGUGGUGGUCCUCUCCUCAGGAAGCUCCGUAACAUCCACAGCUUUGAGCUGGACAGGAGGCUGACCCUGGAGACCAAGCCCAGUCCUGAAGGGUUCAUGGAGGCGUGCUCAGGGAAUCAGCAGGAGGGCUGUGGGCAGCAGCAGGAGAAGGGCCUGGCUGUACCCACUGGAGGUGCCACAGGACCAGGGCGUGGUGGCACUGACCGAGUCUGGCACAACGACGAGGAGUUCCUAUCCGGUGGCGGUGCCAGCGGCUCACCCAAACCCGUCUCUCCUCACUCCCACAGGUCUCUGGAACAGGUCUCCCCCAGCAGCGGAGGCUUCGUGGCCCUCAACCUGAGCUCCGGCCAGGGGAAGGUGGACUCCAGGGAGUGGGUGAUGAUGGAGAGGCCCAGCGGGUCCCCAGGGACAGGAAUGGGGGAUAAAGCUACGACCAGCCCCUCCAAGGAGGAAGAAGAGGAGCUGGAGGUGCUGGAGGUACCCCUGGAGGCAGGAGAGGGGUCCACCGGGAACCCCAGUCCUGGUCAGGUCCAUGGGGACAGGGAUGGGGACCUCCAGGGGCAACCAGGCGCCAGCGGACAACCCCUCAGGGUGGACAGGCUGGAGCUGAGUGUGGGACCUACGGGAAGCCUGCCCCCCAUCACCCCCUCUAGCCCUGCUGAUGCCCUGGCUGAGGGAGCACUCACACAGUUCCCUACCUCUCCUCCAUCUGUGCCUGAGGAGGUGUUGGCCAGGAUGUCCAGUCCCCUGCUCCUGCGUUCCCCAAGCCCGCACACCCAGACCCUCCUCGCCACCCUGUCGGACCCCCUCCACCAGAGGGACCCCCCUGGGAUGAGUCGCAGCUACUCAGCUGACCACCACCACCAGUACCUCCUCCAUCCCACCUCCUCUUCCUCCUACCACGCCUCCCUACCGCCACCUCCUCACCCCGGCCUCGGUUCCGCCCGUAACCAAUCACCCUCCGGGCGCAGGAAACUGCCCGCUAUCCCGGCGGGCGCCGCCAGCAGCAAGUUCCCUUCCGUUAUACGCAUCACACGCGCCCAACUCCAGCAGCUGACUGCUCAGCAGUCCCAGUCUGGCUCAGACUGUGCUCCACAGUGCCUACAGCUGGAGAGACGAGGAGAUGCAGCAGCUGAGGCCCAGCAGCCCCAGGAUAAUACUGCUACCACUGACAUCUACAUCCCGCCCACCCCUAGCCACACCCCUAGCCAGCCCGGCAGCCCCACCAGCCUGGAUGACCUCCUGGCAGAUACCCUGAUCAACGGAGGAGACACCCAGACCUACACCAAAGCCCACAGCCCUGUGCCAAGCCGAGCAUCCUCUCCUCGCUCCCCCCAUUCUCCUCGCUCCCCCUGUUCUCCACGCUCACCCCGUUCUCCUCGCUCCCCCCAUUCUCCUCGCUCCCCCCGUUCUCUCACCACCCCCCGUUCUGUUCACUACCCUCGUUCUCACUCCCCCCGUUCUCCUCAUUCUCCACGUUCUAAUUCCCCUCGCUCCCCCCGUUCUCCUCAUUCUCCACGUUCUAAUUCCCCUCGCUCCCCCCGUUCUCCUCAUUCUCCACGUUCUAAUUCCCCUCACUCCCCCCGUUCUCCUCAUUCUCCACGUUCUAAUUCUCCUCACUCCCCCGUUCUCCUCAUUCUCCACGUUCUAAUUCUCCUCGCUCCCCUCGUUCUCCUCAUUCUCCACGUUCUAAUUCUCCUCACUCCCCCCGUUCUCCUCAUUCUCCACGUUCUAAUUCUCCUCGCUCCCCUCGUUCUCCUCAUUCUCCACGUUCUAAUUCUCCUCGCUCCCCCCGUUCUCCUCAUUCUCCACGUUCUAAUUCUCCUCGCUCCCCUCGUUCUCAUUCUCCACGUUCUAAUUCUCCUCACUCCCCCCGUUCUCCUCAUUCUCCACGUUCUAAUUCCCCACACUCCCCCCACAGCCCACUUAGGCCUAGUAAACGGCCAUCUAUCUCCCCCAGCUAACGGCCAGGGAGACGGCAGUGGCAGUGGAGCCUUCCCAGAGCUCAAAGACCCUGAGAGUGACCAACCCCAGCCAGACAGGGGAGAUGGGGUGGAGACCACUGACCAAACCCCAGCUCUGACCACCCCCUCUCCUCCACCCAGCCCCCGUAAGGACCCCUCCCGCAGGCUGAGCCGUAUACCCGUCCUGCUGGAGCUUCUCCCCACCCCUGGCUCUGCCAUGGAGAAGCUGCUCCAGAAGAAAGCCCCCCACCACCAGGGAGGAGGCCACCACCUAGCCCCCUCUCCCUCUAUCUCCCACCGCGGCCCCGUCGUGGUCUCGCUGCCCCGCGGGGACCAGCUGUCCUCUGCCUCAGACCGCUCUGAGAAGGCCGAUGAGUCGUUCCUGGGCUCACGCUCUGACUGCCAGGGGGAUGACGCCCCCUCCCUCUCCUCCUCUUCCAGCCCCCUGUUCCGUAAGAGCAAGAUCCCACGCCCCUUUAACCCUGCUAACCCGGCCCCAGAGCAGGAGAGAGCUGCACAGUACCUCCCACGCCCACCCCCGGGGAGACCACCCAGUCGGCUUGCAGCGGAGGGCAGACUGAAGCGUUAUCGGAUCCGAGCGGGCAGCACAAGCGACUCAGACCUCCUGACCUGUCUGUCCCAGCUGAUGCACCAUGGUCAGGGUGGUGGUUCUGCCCGCGGAUCCCCCCACCACGGCCACUCCUCAGCCCAGCUUGUAGGCUCCCGGAUGGGCAUGUGUAGCCUGACCAGCUCCCCCCACCACCAUCACCACCGGAGCUGCAGUGCCUCCCCACGCAGCUGUUCCUCUCUACAGCGCUCUGUCUCCUCCUCCCCCUCUCGCCACGAACACCGUGGGGGAGAGCGAGGCAGAGGGGUUUGUUUUGGUCGCUCCUGUUCUCCUCCCAGCUUCUCUGGGUCCCCCCCUCCUCCCCGGCGCUCCUACCCCCACCAUCAGGAGAGCUGUUGCGGCCGCCAGGCCCGCACCGGUUCCCACAACCACCACGCCCUCAAGUGGAAAACCUGCAGCCGCGAGGAGAGAGAGAGGAAGUGCUCCAGCAAGCUGAGCAGCAGAUAGUGGGUCAUUGCUCUGGCCCUGGUCCUAGCCUGACCCAUAGAAACCCCUGGGCCCGUUUAUUCAAGUGUCUCAGAGUAGGACUGCUGAUCUAGGAUCAGUUUGGCCUUUUAGGUAAUAAUGAAUAAGAUUACAUGGACAAUCGUAUUCAUUAUGACCUAAAAGGUUAGACUGAUCCUAGAUCAGUAGUCUUAUUGUGAGAUGCUUUAUGAGUAUGGCCUGGGAGUCAGUGUCAUUGCCACAGCAGAGGGUGGGAUCAGGAUGUUGAUCCAGACCAAACGAUCCUGAGGCUUCUGUCAGAGAAUACUGAACAUAAUGUCCCCUCUCCUCCCUUGUCAGUUUCUCUUUCUCUCUUUCACUUGUAAUCCUUCACACGUUCUUCUCUAAUUCCUACCAUUUGGUCAUUGUUUAGUCACUAAUUCAUAUGACCACUUUAAUAGUUCAUACCUAAUGUGAAAAAGAUCUAUGUGUAUCAUGCUGUGUAUGAGAUUUUGGUGUUCUUACCUGUGGGGUGUUUUCCCUCAUAUCAUCAGUGAAGUGAACACACUUAGCCCUCAUUCAGAAUACCUUAGGUCAGUCAGAGGAUGACCACUCAUUUAUUCAUCACUAACCAAUUUAAUAUAGACUCAGUCUAUUCUAUUUCCUCUGUACUGACCUGGGGAGUGCAAGGUAAAGCAGGUCUACAUUAACAGUGAGGGAAAAAGUAUUUGAUCCCCUGCUGAUUUUGUACGUUUGCCCACUGACAAAGAAAUGAUCAGUCUAUAAUU